UAAACGCUGUAGCUACGGUUAUUUUGAGUAAUUUUUCUUAUUGCAGUGGACAUAUAAAUUACAAAAAAUGAAAAGUUUUGUGCUUUGCACGUUUGUUUUUAUACUUGCUUCGUCUGGUUCAACAGAACUAAAACAACAGCUAAAAAAUGCAGUAGGAGACAUACGUGAUAGUGUUCUAGCUUGCACGAAUGAAAUUGGUUUAUUAUCUCCUACUGAAAUGUAUGAAGAAGAAGAAAUAAUGACUAACGUACAUACUGAAUCCGGAAAUGAAGAAAGAACGAGAAAAAAUGGUUGCUUUAUUGCAUGCAUCUUAAAAAAAGAGAAUUUAAUGGAUGGAACAAACAUUAAAGAAGCACAGGUACAUCUAAAAUUAGAUGAAUAUGUUAGACCUGGUCGUGAACAAGGUAUAGCGCACAAAAUUGCGCGUAGAUGCAUGAAAGAAGCCAGAAGUAUUACAGAAGAAUGUGAGAAAGGUUUCUCUCUCUAUUCAUGCGUAUUAAGAAGUUUACAUAAAGUGAUGAAACAUGAAGAACAUGAAAAAGAAGAAACAGAAGAGGAAACAGAAACAGAACAAACAUUGAAUAAACAAGAAGAAACAACAGAAGAAGCAGAAGCAGAACAAACUGAAUAAAUACAACCAUCAUAAAUACAAAAAUUGAAUACUAUCUAUAUAACUAUUAACUAAAAUUUAUAAUAAACAUUUAUGCAAUUUACAUUAAAUAAAAA
This is a messenger RNA of Monomorium pharaonis (pharaoh ant), 726 nucleotides long. RefSeq names its product pheromone-binding protein Gp-9. The record is from RefSeq and is a predicted model, not a curated record. NCBI's taxonomy places the organism in Eukaryota, Metazoa, Arthropoda, Insecta, Hymenoptera, Formicidae. The coding region runs from base 68 to 631 and encodes 187 amino acids. Gene Ontology annotation, biological process: social behavior. The transcript is spliced from 5 exons. Gene Ontology annotation, molecular function: odorant binding.